Messenger RNA from Ichthyophthirius multifiliis, 396 nucleotides. RefSeq names its product protein kinase domain protein. Gene Ontology annotation, biological process: protein phosphorylation; mitotic DNA damage checkpoint signaling. The annotation marks the transcript as partial. The record is from RefSeq and is a predicted model, not a curated record. NCBI's taxonomy places the organism in Eukaryota, Ciliophora, Oligohymenophorea, Hymenostomatida. The transcript is spliced from 3 exons. Gene Ontology annotation, cellular component: cytoplasm; nucleus. Gene Ontology annotation, molecular function: protein serine/threonine kinase activity; ATP binding.
GCAAUAGAAUAUACUUUACAAAUAGCCUAAGGAUUAAAAGUUUUGCAUAAAAAAGGAUUAUCUCAUAGAGAUAUAAAACUAGAAAAUGUUUUUUUGUAAAAAUCUAAUUACGGAUAUAAUUAUAUAGUUAAAUUAGGAGAUUUCGGUUUAUUAAAAAAUAGUGAAGAUUUAUAAUCUAAAGUUGGUACUAUUUUUUAUAUGGCUCCUGAAAUGUUAGAUUUAAAUAAAUAAGAAUAUAAUGAAAAAGUAGAUAUUUGGGCUCUUGGAUGCGCUUUACAUGAAAUGUUGAUUGGAGAAAAACUUUUUUAAGGAAACGAUAUUAAUUAAAUAAGAUUAUUCUAGUAAAAGACUUAACAUUUUGUAAGUAAUAAGUUAUAUAGAAGAUUGUAAAAAUGA